Messenger RNA from Alexandromys fortis (reed vole), 5187 nucleotides. It is a transcript of the gene Bcdin3d, whose product is annotated as BCDIN3 domain containing RNA methyltransferase. The transcript is spliced from 2 exons. Gene Ontology annotation, cellular component: cytoplasm. The coding region runs from base 18 to 833 and encodes 271 amino acids. Gene Ontology annotation, biological process: negative regulation of pre-miRNA processing. Gene Ontology annotation, molecular function: RNA methyltransferase activity; O-methyltransferase activity. Lineage: Eukaryota; Metazoa; Chordata; Mammalia; Rodentia; Cricetidae. The record is from RefSeq and is a predicted model, not a curated record.
CUGAGGGACCGAGGCUGAUGGCGGCGGCCGAGAAGUUGGCAGCAGAAGAGGCUGUGGAGACUGAGAAUCCGGGAGCUCUGAAACCCGGAGCCGCCCCGUUCGGAAAUUUCCCUCAUUAUUCUCGCUUCCACCCUCCCGAGCAAAGGCUCCGCCUUCUACCCCGGGAGCUUCUUCGACAGCUCUUCCCUCUCGAGGGUCCCGAGAGGAGGCCGAUCCUAGGGCUCGACGUGGGGUGUAACUCCGGGGACCUGAGUGUGGCUCUGUGCAAACAUUUCCUUUCCCUGCGUGAUGGUGAGCCCUGCUCAGGUGCCUCCAGAGACCUCCGCCUUCUCUGCUGUGAUAUAGAUCCAGUCCUUGUGGAGCGAGCCAAAAAAGCAUGCCCUUUUCCCGAUGCUAUGACCUUUAUCACCCUGGACAUCAUGGACCAAAGGAACAGGAAGGUUCCCUUGACUUCUUUCUUAAGCCAGUUUGGACGUUCUGUUUUUGACAUUGUCUUCUGCAUGUCAGUAACCAUGUGGAUUCAUCUGAACCACGGGGACCGUGGUCUGUGGGAGUUCCUGGCCCAUCUCUCCUCUCUCUGUCGCUACCUCCUUGUGGAGCCACAGCCCUGGAAGUGUUACCGGGCCGCUGCAAGGCGCCUCCGAAAGUUGGGACUCCAUAACUUUGAUCACUUUAGCUCUCUCACCAUCCGAGGCGAUGUGACCAGUCAGAUCGUGCGGAUCCUGACGCAGGACCAUGCAAUGGAAUUAGUGCGCUGCUUCGGCAACACCAGCUGGGACCGAAGCCUUCUGCUCUUCAGAGCAAAGCACACCGUGGAGACUCAUCAACCCUGAACCGCUGACAAAAGAGACAGAAAGGAAGAAAUGGGAAUUCUGAAUAGGAGGGCAAACAGGAAGAGCACCAGGGACACAAUGUAACGCUUUCAUACUGAGAAUCGUGUUCACAUCCUGGAGCAAUCGAGCUCCAGACCUGGCAGGAACUUUUGGCAAAGUGUCUGAAGCAAGCAACUGAAAGAAUUAGUGUCUGUGUUCCCGAUGUUUGGAUAGCCCCUGAGGGGAAUGAAUUCAGAGAGCAGUGAGCUAGGCGUCUGGAUGGAGAUUGUCCUGGGGAGUGAAACUGCCUUUGAAAGCUGUCUUGUUUGCUGGGGACCAAAGUUAGGGUCUUAUGUGUGCUAGUCAAAUAGUCUACCCCCAAGUUACACCCCCAGCUCUGCGGGAUGUUUAUAAAAGUCAGACUGGGUUAGUAGACUGUGUCAUCUCUUCUAUUUACUUAUUUUUACUUUAUGUGCAUUGGCAUUUUGCCUGCAUGUGUGUGUGAGAGUGUCGGGUCUGUGAGUGCUGGGAAUUGAACAUGGGUCCUCUGGAAGAGCAGUCAGUGCUCUUCACUGUUGAGCCAUCUCCAGGGCUGCACACUGCCACUUCUUUGAACUCCUUAAAUCCAACCUGGAUCUUCAGCCUUUUCUGGUCUUGCUUGGCUGCCUUGAAACAGAGCCUCGUGAUGAAAUCUGCAGCAAGAGGCCCUGGGCUGGCUACAGGGAGUGGCCAGGAGGGAAAGCAUUUCAUCUUUCUAGAGGAGGCCUAGCCUCACGCAGUAGUUAUGCACUAAAAGACACACUAGCAUUUUAAAAUAUACUUAGAAGCUGGGUAUAGUGGCAGAUGCUAGCACUUGACAGGCAGAGGCAGGAGGAUCAGGAGUUCAAGGACAGCUUUAAGGCCAGCCUGGCAUAUAUGAGUCCCUCCUGUCUUCAGAAAACAAAACCAUUGUGAUGACAACAGAUGUUUAGGACUCAGGAUAAAGCUUAACUGUAGACUGUUUACUCAGUACCUGUAAGGUUUGAUCCCUAGCCUUCUCCUCAUCCCCCACAAAAAACAACAAAAAGAAUUUAAUUAUGAACCCUAAGAUAGGUAGUGAUUUGUGAUUUGGUUCUACAAUACAGCUCAGCAAUCUUGCUUUCUCUUCCUCUCCCUUUGCCGUCUCUCUUUAGUUUUCAGGACCAGAUCGAACAUGGGACCUUGUACCCACUGGCAAGACUCUGCCACUGAGUCCAUCCCAGCCUGGUUUUGUUUUGUUUUAAUUUUCGUUUUGUUUUGUUUUUUUGAUCAAAGGCAUCUCUAUGUAGUCUUGGUUGUCUUUGAGAUUGUUAUAUUGACCAGUCUGGCCUUGAACCACCACCUGGCAACAAUGUAAACCUUUAAUCUCAGCACUUGGGAGGCAGAGGCAGGAGGAUCUCUGUGAGUUCGAGGCCAGCCUGGUCUACAAGAGCUAAUUCCAGGACAGGCUUUAGAACUACAGCAAAACCCUGUCUCGAAAAAAACAAAAAGAAACCAACCAAACAAACAAAAGGCUUACAUUGUCAUGCCUGGCCUUGUGUUUCUUUAUUGCAGCAAAAUUUAUGUGACAAUAUUUGUCAUGAUAGCCAUUUUAAUUUAUUUAUGGUAUGUGUAUUUUGUUUGGUCUGCGUGUAUGUCUGUGCACCAUGUGCAUGCAGUGCCCAAAACCACCAGAAGAGGGUAGCAGAUCCCCUGGAACUGGAGUUAACAGAUGGUGUGUGGAUGUGCCCUCCUGAGUCCUCUGGAAGAGCAGCCAGUGCUGUUAACCACUGAGCCAUCUCUCCAGCACAAUUCUGUGGCAUUACGUACAUUCACAGUGAAGGUUCUGUUCUUAGCAGGCACUUUGAUCUGGUACAAGUGAAAGAGAACACUGACGGCCUGGGAUUCUCUCUAGCCUUCUGCUAACAGGCCUUCCGUUCCUGAUGCUUUAACUUACCCCUGAUGGCAGCUCCACCCCCAGGGCUCCAGACUAAUACUGUCCUGUUUUGUAGUCAUAAUCCCCUGAAGUAGUUAUUAGGCAUCUCAGAUUCAAAAGAUCCCAAAAGCAAACUAAUCCUAUUCCAACCUAAUCCCAUUGUGGCGCUCAUUUAUUGCACACACGAGAGACUCCAGUUGGCUCCUCCUGUCUGCUCCCCGCACUGAAAUAGGUGCAGUCCAGCACGUAAUCUAUCCCACUUACUGCACCCGUGUGGCAGCACCUGCCUUCUGAAGGCAGGAUCCGGGUCCUGGGCCCUGCCCUCAGCCAUAGCCAUACCCACAGAUCCGAAAUAGCACUCUCCUUUUCCCGAACCCAGGAGAGCUAAGGAUCAGAAGGAGUUUUUCAGAAUAAAGUAUUAAGCAAAAAUAAGGUGCUGUUACUUUGUGACGUCGUUCCGCUCUGUCAAAUGUUGCAGCCUACAAUUAUGCUUGUUGGAACAAAGGCUUACAAGGGAAAACAGCAGAAAAUGUGACUCUUCCUUGUUUUUCAGGAGAAGGAGGUGUAAAAUGAGGAGCUCUGAUUGAAGGCCACUGAACGUUUUAAAUGGUGGAAAAGUGGGAAUGGAAGAACAGAAACGAAGCUAGGUUGGGGUGGUCUCAGAAUGGUCGCAGUUGGAGACAGAGCUAAGUUUCCUCCUCUGUAUAUCUUUUUUUGGAGACAGAGUUUGUCUGUGUAACAGUACUAGCUGUCCUGGAACUAGCUCUUGUAGACCUGGUUGGUCUCAAACUCAAGAGAUCCUCCUACCUCUGCCUCCCGAGUGCUGGUAUUAAAGGCAUGCGCCACCACCGUCCGGCCUUCUCUCUAUAUCUUUACUAUGCGGCUCUGCUGGGCACGCUCUGUCACCCAUCACCAGGACAGUACAAAGAAUUAUGCCACUGUGUCGGGUCACACUAGAUCCCAGCAUGUCCUCAUACUGUCCUGGGAGCCCGUGAGUGUUAGAGCGUGCAAGGGGCUUUGCUGGUGUGAUUAGGAACCCUAACCUAGGGAAGUUAACUGGGCUACCCUUUAAGAGGAAAGCAGAGAUUUAACCACAGCAGACUGGGUGGCACUGAGGAAGGACCACACGCCAAAGGAUGCAGGUAGCUUCCAGAAGUCAGAACUGCAAGGGGGUACAGCCUUCCUUGAUUCCCUAGAAGGCACACAGCCUGCUGAGACCUUAAUCUGAGAUUUCUAGAAUAAGCAUAUGUUCAAGCCACUAAACUUGUGACUUGUCACAGCAAUGAACGGCACGAACACAGGAGCUUCUUUCCGUGGGACUGGCUUUGAAGGCCUCAGAACCUGGCCCAAAUAACUUGUUUCAUUCUUGGUUUUGCAGCCCUGGCUGUCCUGGAACUCAUUCUAGACCAGGCUGGCCUCCAGCCUACAGAGAUUGGCCUACAUCUGCUGGGAAUAAAGGUGUGCGCCACCAUGCCCAGCUGUCCCAAACGACUUGAUGGCAGAGAACGAGCUCAGUGAGCAAAGGAUAUGGAGGGGCUCCAUCUCCACAGCACAGUGAGCACAUGUCAGCCAUGAACGCCUGCGGGUGCGGGCUGCCUGCUCACUAGGGACACGCUACAGGACAAGUAGUUGCUUGAUCAGUCAGAGGAUCCGCUGCUCUUCUAGAAGAACAUGUGUAAUUUGUGCUCAUAAAGAUGAGGCCAUGCAAACAAUGGCUGCUUAAUCGCCUCUGAGCUGUGAAGACCAUGAAAAUGCCUUUUCUCUGAGAAGAGAUCAUCUUUAUAUCAAACCAGUGUGACUGAGGCACGGCACCAAGUCAGCUGAGCCCUUUUAGGCCUCGGGACAGACGUGAAUAGAGAAUGAGCUGAAUAAACCUCAGCACUUUAAAAAAGACACGAGCUGGGUGUAGGGGCACUCCGGCACAGUCUCCGCACUCGGGCUGAGUUUGAGAGGAGAGCUCUAGGCAGACUUAUACUAUGUGACAAAGAUCCCGUAUCCAAAAAAAUUUUACGUAUAUAAUCAAACUGGGUGAUGGUGGCGCACGCCUUUAAUCCCAGCACUUGAGAGGCAGAGGCAGGCGAAUCUCUGAGUUUGAGGCCAGCCUGGUCUACAGAAUGAGUUUCAGGAUAGCCAGGGCUAUUACACAGAGAAACUGUGUCUCAAAAAACAAACACAAAUUUAGAUAUGUAAUCAAAUAUCUACAAAGUGUUUCCAUUCAGUUAGCAGCAAAAUGAGACCCACCAACCAUCCCUUACACUGAUGCUCCCAGUUCUGGCAUUUAAAUACAUAUGAAGGGGCUGGAGAGAUGACUCAGAGGUUAAGAGCACUGACUUCUCUUCCAGAGGUCCUGAGUUCAAUUCCCAGCAACCACAUGGCGGCUCACAGCCAUCUAAAAUGAGAUCUGGUGUCCUCUUCUGGUAUGUAGGCAUACAUGGAAGGAAU